This is a messenger RNA of Poecilia latipinna (sailfin molly), 585 nucleotides long. RefSeq names its product serologically defined colon cancer antigen 8 homolog. Gene Ontology annotation, cellular component: centriole; centrosome. Gene Ontology annotation, biological process: neuron migration; centrosome cycle; tube formation. Bases 16 to 387 code for a protein of 123 amino acids. The transcript is spliced from 3 exons. The record is from RefSeq and is a predicted model, not a curated record. NCBI's taxonomy places the organism in Eukaryota, Metazoa, Chordata, Actinopteri, Cyprinodontiformes, Poeciliidae.
AUAGUUAUUUCCAGCAUGCCCUGCAUUCCGUGCAGGACAGGGUGUACUUUCAUUUGUUCAUUGUUUGCAUUGCUGUUGCCUGUGCACAGGAGCGAGCUGGAACAGCUGGCUCUGGAGAAGCAGCACUCGGAGGAGACGGUGAGGAGUCUGAGAGCGCGCUGCUUGGAGAUGGAGGAGCAGUGUGUCCAGCAUGGACGCAUGCACCAGCGCAUGAAGGACAGGUUGCAGCAGUUGGACCGACACUGUCAGAGCAGCGCCCAGCAGGUGUGUGAGCUUCUGGCCAAACAGAGCCAGCUGAUGCAGGAAAGAAACGCGCUUAGUGAGGAGAUGCAGAACCUACGCAUCGAGUUACCCAAUCUGAGACGAAAUGAACCAGUGAGCACAUGAGCACAUCGGUUCUGGCUCCUCCUCUUCAGUCUUUCGGAAAGGACAGUUUUUCUACUCUAAUCCCCAUCAGGAUGACUUUUAUGUAACUUUCACUGUGAAUGAUGUGUUUAAGUUGUGAGGUAUCAAGGACUGCGGUGCUCAACAUUAAUAAAACCCAAAGCAAUACUUUUAAAAUGACUUGAUUUGCUUUUCUUCUCA